GCAUUCAAGCGCUAGGAUUGGCCCAUGCUGAAGAGUGUUGAGGAUUUUGACCAAAGGUUGUUUUGACCAGUCUACGGUUUGGGUUUUGACCAUAGACUGUAUAUAUUUAUAGUAUAUGGUUUUGACCAGCCGCGAAGCUUUUUUCGCCAUCAUCCCAUCUGGCCAAUAGUCAAGAAACAAAAACGGUAAAUUAACAAUAAAUUAACUAGUUUCCCAUCCAUCUAACUCUUCCACUAUGUUUUCGUUAGUAAAGCCAGAUAUUAACCAAAAGUUAUCACUUAGCAGUGUGGCAAUUUAACGUUAGAUAGCGAAAGUAGACACUUAUUUAUAUACUGUCUAUAGUUAUUAGGCACCCACUCGUGAAUGCGCACUUCCGCCGUGACGCACACAUUCCGCGACAGUCCAGCUGAAGGAAUCAUGGCGGCUCCUAAUGAGAAGAAGCGUGGUCUUGAACAUUUGGACGAAUAUGAACCAAAACCAGCCAAACAUCUCCGCAGCCUGCACGACCGUAUGGCAGAGAGGAGACUGGUUGUUAUUCUGGAGGGAGCAUCGUUAGAAACAGUGAAGGUCGGAAAAACCUUUGAGCUGUUAAACUGUGACCAACACAAAAAUAUGAUCGUCAAAAGUGGAAGGAAUCCGGGACAUAUAAGACCAGACAUCACACAUCAAUGUCUGCUCAUGUUGAUGGACAGUCCACUGAACAGGGCAGGCCUUUUGCAGGUUUACAUCCACACAGAGAAAAAUGCCUUAAUAGAGAUCAACCCACAGACCCGCAUCCCAAGAACCUUCACUCGCUUCUGUGGCCUUAUGGUUCAGCUGCUGCACAAGCUGAGUGUCAGGGCUGCUGAUGGUCCUCAGAAGCUUCUGAGGAUGAUUAAAAACCCAGUGUCUGACCACCUGCCUCCAGGCUGCCCCCGCAUAUCCACCUCCUUCUCUGCUACUGGAGAGGCUGUCUGUCCUCGGUCUUUGGUGCCAGAGGGACCAGCUGCAGUGGUGGUUGGAGCAUUUGCACAUGGAGCGGUGAAUGUGGACUACACAGAGAAGACGGUGUCCAUCAGUAACUACCCCCUCUCUGCGGCACUGACCUGUGCCAAGAUGUGCUCUGCUUUCGAGGAAGUGUGGGGUGUCGUGUGACAGUCAAUAAACUACUGCUGUACACCUGGCAGAGACAGAAGAGUACAUGGACUUUUUUUAAUGGACUAGGAUGUCCAUUUCACCAGUGAUGCUGUGUGGACUACAGACAUGUAUCCCGUUAUACACUGUAUGUGUAUACUUGUAUGAUGGUGUUUGGCCACCAUGUGGAAUCUACAUAGGUUUCUGUACCCAGUGUUUCCUUUUCAUGUAGAAGCAUGGCUUUUUUUAUACAAUUUAUCAAUUGCACCAAUUACUGAGUUUUGGAUUAUGAAUCAGUACAGUUACAUUAAAAUAUUUGACUAAA
Messenger RNA from Perca flavescens (yellow perch), 1438 nucleotides. It is a transcript of the gene emg1, whose product is annotated as EMG1 N1-specific pseudouridine methyltransferase. Bases 364 to 1134 code for a protein of 256 amino acids. Gene Ontology annotation, molecular function: rRNA binding; rRNA (pseudouridine) methyltransferase activity. Gene Ontology annotation, cellular component: small-subunit processome; nucleus. The transcript is spliced from 5 exons. The record is from RefSeq and is a predicted model, not a curated record. NCBI's taxonomy places the organism in Eukaryota, Metazoa, Chordata, Actinopteri, Perciformes, Percidae. Gene Ontology annotation, biological process: rRNA base methylation.